AUGGUAGUGGUGGUGACCCAUGUAAAAGCACUCGUUUAUGGCAUAGACGGCUUGGGCAUAUGUCUGAAAAAGGGUCUUGAUCUGCAUGGUAAAGAAGGUUUGUUGAAGAAUUUUAAGAAGCCUUGUAUGGAUUUUUGUGAGCAUUGUGUGUGUACAGUAAAGCACACUGGAUUUAGUUCAAGUCAAGCAAACACAAAAACAAAGGAAUUUGAGAUGUUCAAGUCUCAAGUAGUUGAUAUAGAACCUAAAAGCCAACAAGGUUCUAAUCGUGUUCACGAGAAAGAUCAUGAUGGUAUUCACGAGGUUAUUGAACAUGAGAUGGUUCAACAAGAAAAUGUACAGGAACCAGAGGAACAAGAGCUUGAGGACAAUUCGAUAAGGUUUCAAGAAAUUAUGGAGGAGGGAGAAGAUGAUCGAAUCAGUGCUUUGCCGGAUUGCUUGCUUCUUGAAAUCCUCUCUCGUUUACCCUCCAUAAAACGUGCCAUUAGAACAGGUACACUCUCCAAACGAUGGAAACAUCUUUGGACUUCAGUUCCUACUCUCUGUUUCAAUGAUUAUACACGUACACUUUCCGAUUUCAUUUCAUCCGUUGACAAAACUCUAACUCAAUGUCAUCAACUGAUGCUCAAGAAAUUCCUUGUGUGUACCACUUAUGAUACUCGAUAUGUAUCACAAGUGAACAGUUGGAUUCGUUAUGCUAUAAGUUGUAACGUUGAAGAUUUUAGUUUAACGUUAUGGAAUAUGAAAUUUGAAGCUGAGUUUCUGUUAGAACAAAUUUUUUUCAUUAGUUCAUCUUUUACCGAACUGACAUUAAGAGGCUGCAUAUUCAAUCCGGUUGGGGCUAUUAAUUGGAAAAAUCUUAGAAAUUUGUGUAUAACUUGGGGGAAUUUACAUGAAGAUUUGAUUGAAAAUAUAUUAUCCGGGAGUCCUCUGUUGGAAACUUUGGUGUUGAGAUAUUGCUAUGGCUAUAAACGGCUCAAUAUUACUUCGAAGAGCGUUAAGAACUUGGUGUUCUCUGGACACAUUAUUCGUGAUGAUGAUGAUGAUGAUGACGACGAUGAUGAUGGUGAUAUCACAUAUAUUAUCGAAAUCAAUGCUCCUAAUAUUUUGUCACUAACAAUUGAAGAUGAUGUUGUGUUGUGGAGGCUUUUGUUACUAAACGUGUCUUCUUUAGUCGAAGCUAAUUUAGAUUUUGCGAAUAUGGGGCAUAAUGAGAUAAUACCUGAAGAGGUGGAAGAAGAGAUGCUUAAAGGAUUAUUACUAAAGCUUCACCAUGUCAAGGAGCUUAAAAUUGGCGAUUUAUGUUCUGAGGUUUUGUCUCGUUUGGAAGCAAAAGGUUUCAUUUUUCCAUCGAAUAUGAAGUUUCCUGAUGUCAUUCCACCUUUAUGCUCUGAUAGUAAUUCCAAUGAGAUUGAAAGGUGCUCUUGCUUGACCAUGGUCCUAAAAUUGAUGUGCUUAAUUGAUUGAUGACACUUGAGCUCAUGUUUGGGUACUUGAAUUAUUUUUGAUCGAUGUCACCACUUCCAUCAACAUCUAAACGUCUCAUUAUGAUAUCUAUUAUCUCGUUUGUUGGUAUCUUGCCCUCCAUCGGAAUCUCGUCCAAGUUCAAUUCUCUGACAUACUUUUUCAAUUCAAGGCAUGUAAUAAGUUUAUCGUCGCUCACAGAUAGGUUAGUAGCACAAACUAGGUUCAUUGAAGUACUUCAGGGAAACUGAUGAUGCUUACCAGAUUGAUUGUACUUCCUCCCCGACUGAUCAAAUACGGAUCAUCCAUCAAAUUUCUCGUUUCAUCAAGCCACUUUUUGAACAUAUCAUAAAGUUUUUCCCUGGUCAAUGUUUUGUCGUCGUUAGGGUCAGGGUGUUUCAACAAGUUCUACUCUGCAAAAGAUCGAUAUGCCCAGAAAGAGAAAGUCAGCAAUUAAAAUUGCAGAUGUAUCUCCUUGCAACUUCUGUUUAUAGGGAAUCGAUAUAUACCUGAGCAUGGAAGUUUGUAAAGAAGUACCUAAUCCCAAGAAGAAGUGACAGAACAAGGACUAGGUUCUACAUCGAAUUCUGUUUUAGCACAGAUGAAAAAUAUUCCCCAUACAAGUGUGAGAAGCAGUAUUGAUGAUCCAGCUAGCAAUCCAACACCCGUCACAACAUAUUCUUGACUUUAUCUUUACUACUCAUUAUUCCAGUUGCUGCAAUCAGACGAUCAAUAACAGAAAUGUAAGAAACAAGUUCAUCGAUGCUGAAGUCAAGCAAACCCAUUCAAUACCCAAAACUCUUUAGAUAAAUGUCCUCACGCCACGGUUGAGGUGCAAAAUUCCAUACAGGAGGAUCAAGGUUCAAACCUUGCACGCUUAUAAUAUCGCUAGUGCUCUAGGAUUUACCCCCACAUGAUGGGUUCAGCAUGGUUCGUCCAGAGCCAUUUACCCCUUUUUAGUAUUGGAUAAAUUGAUGUGUGAAACUUUGCAUCACUACUAUACUUGGAAUUUCAUAAAUAUAGAAUAUUAUACGGUCAUCUUUUUUACAAAGACGCAUAGAAACAAAAAGGUGGUUGAUAUGGAGAACAUAAAAAAGAGAAGCAACCAAGAAGUAUUAAAAAUUCUGGGAGUUAAUCGAUAAGCCGAGAAUUAAAUUCAGUCCAGAAGCUCUCACUAAAGGCAUGAUAAAUUCAUCAAUCACCACUCGCAUAAUAUUCCCCUUGAUAUAAUAGGUACCCGUAUGUAACAAUCAGGAAGAAUUGACUCAGGACAUUGGUUGCACAUGGGAAAAACCCAUACAUUAUCUGGCAAUGCUCUUCAGAAGAAUACAUUUCUUUAAGAUCCAGAAACGAUUCUUGCUCUCGAGCAACAGCAUCAUCAGUAACACCAUCAUUGGCCACCAACUCAGCAGACAAAUGAUCAAAAUGACGACUAUACUGCCUUCCCAGAUAACAGGAAAAGUAUAAAAACAAAAGAAGAAGAUGCAAUACUUACAAAUAGCUUUCCCAUUUUGAAAUUGGUGAUCCGGUUGAGUAACAUUACCUAUGGGUAUCCUGCAAUAUAUGGAGCCAUGGGGGCAACCUUGUAGCAUAGAGGGGGAGCAUAGUCAACGUUUACUAGUAUUUUUGGUCUUCUAAUAUAACAAGGUAAAAUUAAUCUGUGGCAUGUAAUUAAGAUUUGCAGAAAUGGAUAGUGGUGCAUAUGUGCUUUACAAAAUCGCAAGUUUUCUCUAACAUUUGCAUUGCGUUACAUAGGUUUCCAUCCAAGGACUUUCAUGGUAGGAAAAGAUCCUAAAAGAGUCCAGUCCACUGACUAGACACGAGGAAACAAAGCAUAACUUGAACCACUAAGUAAAGAACCAUAUAUGCUUGCAUUGGGGGUCAUUGGCAUGGAAAGAAUGAACUUGUCUGCUUCAGGUAGCUGCCUGGACCGUGAAAGAAGGCCAACUAAACAAACAUAGUAUUUCGAUCAUUGGUUCCAUUAGGUGAUCUUUUGUCAUUUGGUCAAACUUGUUUGCAUUCUGAACGAUGAAUUAGGGAUUAACUUUGCAUAGUUCACAAUUCUCAGCAAAAAGAACCCACAGUACAUAAGAAUUAAAUUGCUAAAACCCUUGUUAAAGCAAUCUUAAACACUUCAUUAGUGAAUGAACAAUGUCAUAAAUCAUAGAAGAACAGAGAUUACGAACAAAAAACCAACACUACUAGAAAAAGGUUAAUAGAGUACGGUUGAAAUUAUGAAUAUAGUACUUACAUAGCAGGCGUAUUAGUAGAGGGGUGUAUUAGAUUACAUGCAUAAU
Lactuca sativa (garden lettuce) is the source of this 3761-nucleotide messenger RNA. Lineage: Eukaryota; Viridiplantae; Streptophyta; Magnoliopsida; Asterales; Asteraceae. The record is from RefSeq and is a predicted model, not a curated record.